AUGGCAGCAAUCCAACAAGAAGUGCGCACCGAGGAGAAGGAGAGGAGCGUCGAGGCGGUCAAGACGGAGGAGCAGCCUAUUGGCGUCACGCGCAUCGAGGCCAUGUAUGGCCUCCUGCGUAAGGGCUGGUCCAAGUGGUUCCUCUGGGGAAUGAUUGGGCUCAUGUGUGUCGUCAAUGCGCUGCAGCAGUCGACUACCCUUGCUUACACGCCGUUCGCGACCUCGGCAUACAAGAAGCACACGCUCGUAGCGACGAUUGGUGUCAUCUCCGCGGUCGUCGCGGCCGUGACUCAGCCCAUCGUCGGCAAGAUCUCGGACCUGGCAUCGCGUCCCGCCGCGUUAUGCUUCAUCGUCGUGAUGUACACGGUCGGGUACAUUAUUGUGGCUGCGAGCAAGCGCGUCUCAGACGUGGUCGUGGGACUUGCGCUCAACCAGUUCGGCCAGCUGGGUAUCCGCCAGAUGUGUAUCCUGCUCGUUGCGGACAUUACGCCCCUCGAGUGGCGCGGCGUCGGACAGGCACUCACCAGCGUCCCGUGGAUCCUGUCCGCCUUCAUCGCGGGUUACAUUUCGCAGGGUAUCAACGCGUACUCCCAGAGCGGGUGGCGCUGGGGCUACGGCAUCUUCACGAUUGUCGUACCCGUGUGCAUUGCGCCGACAAUCGCUUUCCUCUUCUGGGGCCAGUCCAAGGUCAAGGACCAAAUUGACGCCAAACACGACCAGACCAUCGGUGCGCGCGUCAAGGCAUUCGUAACCCAGGUGGACAUCAUCGGCCUCCUCCUGAUCGGUACCUCGUUUGCCUGCCUCCUCGCCCCCGGAACCCUGCGCACGACUGCCAAGGGCGGGUUCUCGAACCCCUCCCUGAUCGCGCUGUACGCCGUUGGCGCUUUCCUCUUCUUCGUGUUCGGCGUGUGGGAGUACUUCUUCUCCAAGCACCCCCUCAUGCCCCGCAAGCUCCUCAACCGCACCUAUUACUACUUUACCCGCCGCCUGGGCGAGACGUACGACCUGUCGUGGAUCUACAUCAUCAAGCCCGAGUGGAGCGACCGCAACUACACCUACUACGGCAACAUUAUGAUCACGGGCCUGUGCAUCUUUGCGCUUGUGGCCGGUGUGCUCAUGCGCGUCACGCACGGCUACAAUGGCCAGGGGAUCCAGUACCUCGGUGCGAGCGGCAACCAGUCGGCAGGCACCCUCAUUAUUGGCCGCAUCCUCAUGUCCGUCGGUGGCGGAACGCUCUUCAUCACGACGCAGGUCGCGGCGCAGGCAUCGGUCGGGCACGCAGACAUGGCCAUGGCCAUCGCGAUUAUUGGCCUGUGGACACAGCUCGGCGGCGGCGUCGGUGCGGCCAUCUCCGGCGCCGUAUGGAACGAGAACGUGCCGAAGAACUUGGAAAAGUAUGUGGGCGACACAUACAACGCGACGCAGCGUGCCGAGAUCUUUGGCACGCUCCUCAAGGCGCGCAAGGCCGAGCCGCACGACCUCAUCAACCAGGCAUACACGGACGGUAUCCGCCCACUGUACCUCGCCGCCCUCAUCAUUUCGCUCCUUGCGUUCAUUCCCGCGCUCCUCACCCGUGAGAUUUAUCUCGGCAAGUCGCACAAUGUCGUCGAUGAGCGGGACAUGAAGGACAUGCAGGUUGAGGCGCUUCCCGAGCCGCGCAGGGAGGAGAAGGCGUGA
Messenger RNA from Apiotrichum porosum, 1677 nucleotides. RefSeq lists its product as uncharacterized. The transcript has 8 exons. Gene Ontology annotation, biological process: transmembrane transport. The record is from RefSeq and is a predicted model, not a curated record. The coding region runs from base 1 to 1677 and encodes 558 amino acids. Gene Ontology annotation, molecular function: transmembrane transporter activity. Lineage: Eukaryota; Fungi; Basidiomycota; Tremellomycetes; Trichosporonales; Trichosporonaceae.